Molecule: messenger RNA, 1262 nt
Organism: Drosophila ficusphila
Lineage: Eukaryota; Metazoa; Arthropoda; Insecta; Diptera; Drosophilidae
Gene: Clp
Product: cleavage and polyadenylation specificity factor subunit 4
Exons: 1
Coding region: 117-1025 (302 amino acids)
Molecular function (GO): zinc ion binding; RNA binding
Source: RefSeq, a predicted model, not a curated record
UUUUUCGCCGGCUUCGUGCCAUCUCUAUCAGCACUGAAACAAAACACGCGCAAAAAAUAGAAACUGUAUUGUUUAUUUGAUUUGUUAGCACACGAGAGUCCCUAAAUCCUGCAGAGAUGGACAUCCUUUUGGCCAACGUGAGCGGACUGCAGUUUAAGGCGGAACGCGACCUCAUCGAGCAGGUGGGCGCCAUCCCACUGCCCUUUUACGGAAUGGACAAGUCCAUUGCGGCGGUCUGCAACUUCAUCACACGGAAUGGCCAGGAGUGCGACAAGGGAAGUGCCUGUCCGUUCCGACACAUCCGCGGGGACAGGACUAUCGUAUGCAAGCACUGGUUGCGAGGCCUGUGCAAAAAGGGCGACCAGUGCGAGUUCCUCCACGAGUACGACAUGACAAAGAUGCCCGAGUGCUACUUCUACUCGAGAUUCAACGCCUGCCACAAUAAGGAGUGCCCUUUCCUCCACAUCGAUCCGCAGAGUAAGGUCAAGGACUGUCCCUGGUACAAAAGAGGCUUCUGCCGUCACGGGCCCCACUGCAGGCACCAGCACCUCCGGCGGGUCCUCUGCAUGGACUACUUGGCGGGCUUCUGUCCCGAAGGACCGGCCUGCAAGCACAUGCAUCCCCACUUUGAGCUCCCUCCGCUGGCAGAACUGGGUAAGGACCAGCUCCACAAGAAGCUGCCCACGUGCCACUAUUGCGGUGAGCUGGGCCACAAGGCUAACUCUUGCAAGCAAUACGUUGGCAGUCUGGAGCACCGUAACAACAUCAACGCGAUGGACCACUCGGGACACUCUGGAGGCCACUCUGGCGGGCACCCAGGCUACUCCGAACACUCGGGACACUCCGAGGGCAAUGAGGACAACUCCACCAGACACCACAGUCAGUCACAUGGACCCGGCUUCGUCAAGGUGCCCACGCCGCUAGAGGAGAUCACAUGCUACAAAUGUGGGCACAAGGGACACUACGCCAACAAGUGUCCCAAGGGCCAUCUCGCCUUCCUCUCCAACCAGCAUAGUCAUAAGUAGAGUAUUCUGCUCUGUACGGUUAAAUGUAAGAUUGCACGGGAUGUAGAUUGCCGAAAUAAAGGUCGAAUCGGGUUCCUCUGGCUUACACACGCCCAGGGAGCUGAUGAUCCCAACUGCCGCAGGGAAGCCGAUUGUAUUUCCAUUGACCAUUUCGCGUUUGAAAAGAAUGCCCUGGAAAUGUCUCGUUACUGCCAGUAAAUUGUAUUUUGUUAUCAACGAAAUAAACUCUUCCAUAGA